Stylonychia lemnae is the source of this 177-nucleotide messenger RNA. The record is from the annotation of a GenBank genome assembly. Lineage: Eukaryota; Ciliophora; Spirotrichea; Sporadotrichida; Oxytrichidae.
AUGGUGACUCUCUUAUCUUUGGAGUUCACCUUACUCUCCUUGAUGGCAAGCAGGGGUUGUGACAUGAAGAGCUGGUCACUGAUAAUGGAGAGCGAGCAGCUCAAGGAAUCGAAUUUGUUUCGAUGCUGCAAGAUGGAGGGUGGUUCGCUUAACUGCGAUGAGCUAUCGCGAGAGUGA